AUGCUUGCGGGCUUACAUUGCGCAGCUGGUUACAUUGACGAUAUCUUUGUCUCAGGUAGAAACCAACAAGAGCAUGACAACAACUUACAUGAAGUUCUACAACGUAUCUAUCAAUACGGGUUUAAACUCAAGAUCGCAAAAUGCAAUUUUUUAGUUCCUGAAAUUGCUUACUUGGGAUAUAUUGUCAGUAAAGACGGCAUUCGUACAGAUCCAAAAAAUAUUGAAGCAAUCAAGACAAUGCCUGCGCCAACCAAUCAAUCCGAACUUAGAUCACUCUUAGGUGCUAUCAAUUUUUAUGGAAAAUUCAUAAAUCACAUGCGCAAAUACCGAGGACCAUUAGACGAACUACUUCAAAACAACAAGCAGUGGCAAUGGACGGAACUUCAUCAACGCUGUUUGGAUGGUUUCAAGCUAAUUUUGUCAUCAGAGUUAUUAUUAGCGCAUUACGAUCCACUGAAAAACAUAGUAGUCGCUGCAGAUGCAUAUAGCUAUGGGCUUGGAGCUUGCAUUUUUCAUGAAUCUGACGACGGUUCAAUGAAAGUAAUAUGUCAUGCGUCCAGAUCACUAACGCCCACAGAAAAACAAUAUAGCCAAAUAGAAAAAGAAGCUCUUGCGCUUAUUUUCGCUGUUACGAAAUUUCACAGAAUGGUUUUUGGGAGAAGAUUCAAACUUCAAACAGAUCAUAAGCCUCUUCUAGCUAUAUUUGGUGAUAAAACGGGAAUUAAGGUGCAUCAAGCAAACAGACUUCAACGUUGGGCAAUUAAACUGAUUGCAUACGACUUCGGAUUAAAGUUUAUUUCAACUAACAGUUUUGGGUAUGCAGACGUUUUAUCACGACUCAUACAUAACACAAUCAAUCCUUCAGAAGACUAUGUCAUCGCUGCAGUAGAGUCUGAAAUUGAAAGCAAACAAAUUUUACAUAACUCACUUGAUAAGCUACCGCUUACCAGCAAAAUGAUUACUUACGAAACAGCUAAGGACAAGGUUUUAGCUAAAAUUUUCGAAUAUGUAACUGAAGGAUGGCCAUCAAACUGCAACAACAGUGAGUUAAAAGCUUACUUUAACCGAAACGACAUAUGUAUAGUUGACGGAUGUUUAAUGUUCGGACAACGCAUUAUUAUACCUCAAAUUUUCCGAAAGCGUAUUCGUAAAGAAAUUCACCGUGGUCAUCAAGGCAUAGGUCGUACUAAAGCCAUCGCGCGGAACUACGUUUAUUGGUCAAAUAUCGAUUACGAUAUUGAAGCAAUGGUGAAAAGUUGUUCAAAUUAUGCCGCAGCAGCUAAAAUCCCCAUAAAAACAACUUUACAUCCUUGGCCAAAACCUUCUGAUUCUUGGGAACGGCUCCAUAUUGAUUAUUCAGGACCAAUAGAUUCAUACUACUAUUUGGUCGUAAUCGAAGCGUUCUCAAAAUGGCCAGAAAUUAUACAAACAAAAUCUAUAACAGCAACUCAAACAAUUUCCAGCUUGAAAGAAAUUUUCGCUAGAUUUUGGUUACCGAAGACAAUAGUUUCAGACAAUGGUACGAAUAUACGAAGCAGUCCGUAUUAUCCCAUAUCAAAUGAACAAGCCGAAAGGUUUGUGGAUACUUUAAAGCAAGCGCUCAAAAAGUUAAAUGGGAAGGGGGUAACUGCUGUAAAUCUUCAAAUAUUUCCACAAGUUUACCGAUCAACUCCGAAUAAGCAAAAGAGAACAGUAAAUCGGCAGCUGAAGUUUUACUAA
This is a messenger RNA of Teleopsis dalmanni, 1719 nucleotides long. RefSeq lists its product as uncharacterized. Gene Ontology annotation, molecular function: nucleic acid binding. Bases 1 to 1719 code for a protein of 572 amino acids. The record is from RefSeq and is a predicted model, not a curated record. Lineage: Eukaryota; Metazoa; Arthropoda; Insecta; Diptera; Diopsidae. The transcript has a single exon. Gene Ontology annotation, biological process: DNA integration.